Molecule: messenger RNA, 5093 nt
Organism: Lagopus muta (rock ptarmigan)
Lineage: Eukaryota; Metazoa; Chordata; Aves; Galliformes; Phasianidae
Gene: SCAF4
Product: SR-related CTD associated factor 4
Exons: 21
Coding region: 239-3517 (1092 amino acids)
Biological process (GO): negative regulation of termination of RNA polymerase II transcription, poly(A)-coupled
Cellular component (GO): nucleus
Molecular function (GO): RNA binding; RNA polymerase II C-terminal domain phosphoserine binding
Source: RefSeq, a predicted model, not a curated record
AUCCCAGGGUGCUGUGCGCGGCGUGGGCUCCGCCAUCCCGCUGGGAGAGACGGCCUGCCUGCCCGCGCCGCGGUCCUGCCAGCGAGACGCCGCGGCCAGCGAGAGAGCGAGGCGGGCAGGGAGAGGAGAGAGCGUCGGCCCCGGCCGUCGCCGCCAAACGGCCAUGUCCGCGCGCGGCCCCUGAGCGGUACCGAGCCGCCCCUCCCCCGCGCGGACGCCCGCCUCAGCCGCCGCCAACAUGGAGGCCGUGAACGCCUUCAACCAGGAGCUCUUUUCACUGAUGGAGAUGAAACCUCCUAUUUCCCGAGCAAAAAUGAUUCUCAUCACAAAAGCCGCCAUUAAAGCUAUCAAGCUCUACAAACACGUUGUCCAGAUUGUAGAGAAGUUCAUCAAAAAGUGCAAACCAGAAUAUAAAGUUCCUGGAUUGUAUGUUAUUGACUCUAUUGUUCGUCAGUCUCGUCACCAGUUUGGAACGGAUAAGGAUGUCUUUGGGCCAAGAUUCUCUAAAAAUAUUACUGCCACAUUCCAGUAUUUGUAUCUCUGUCCAUCUGAAGACAAGAGUAAAAUAGUCCGUGUCCUGAACCUUUGGCAGAAAAAUGGUGUCUUUAAAAUUGAAAUAAUUCAGCCUCUUCUGGAUAUGGCAGCAGGAACUAGUACAGCUGCUCCAAUGACAGAGAAUGCUACUAAUAAUGAAGGUUCACCACCCCCUCCAGCAAAGGUUGCUUCGGAGCCCCCUCCAGUCACUGCUAAUUCAGUACCUACUAUGCCACAGUUGCCCAGUUCUGAUGCCUUUGCAGCUGUAGCUCAGUUGUUUCAAACAACGCAAGGACAGCAGCUUCAGCAAAUUCUUCAGACUUUUCAGCAGCCUCAAAAAGCUCAGUCUCCGGUCAUAGAUAACACUGUGAUGGCUCAGGUUCAAGCUAUUACUGCUCAGUUAAAAACUACAGCAUCACAACCACCAGAACAAAAAGCUGCUUUCCCACAACCUGAGCAAAAAACAUCAUUUGACAAAAAGCUGCUAGAUCGGUUUGACUAUGAUGAUGAGCCAGAAGCAGUGGAAGAUUCAAAGAAAGAAGAUUCAGCUCCUUCUCCUUCAGUUUCUCAGCCUGCCUUGACCUCUCUCUCAUUCAGUGCACAGGCUGGAUGGUGCUCAAUACCUGGUGGAUUUGCAGGAGAAGGUAUACAACAGCCAGUAUUUCCUCAACUCCCAAAUAUGGAUCCUUUUCAGCAGCGGAUGAUGGGAAUGCAACAGGAUCCAAUGCGCCAUCAGGUCCCACUUCCUCCUAAUGGACAAAUGCCAGGUUUUGGUCUCCUUCCUACCCCCCAGUUUCCACCCAUGGCUCAGCCUGUGAUUCCACCAACAGCUCCUGUGCAGCAAACUUUUCAGACUCCUUUCCCAGUGCAGAGUGAAUCGCACUUGCAAAAAACACAUCAGCAGAACAUGGAAGUGGAACAGCAACCUAUUCAAGAAAGAAAACGACAUGUUUCUGACAACAGAAAGUCAAGGUCUAGAUCUGCAUCAAGGUCACCUAAAAGGAGACGUUCGAGGUCCGGCUCCCGCUCUCGAAGGUCACGUCAUCGUCGGUCUCGGUCACGGUCCAGGGACAGACGCCGGCACUCUCCUAAGUCUCGAUCGCAAGAAAGACGUGAACGCGAGAGGGAGAGAGAACGCAGGUCAAAAGGCCUUCCUCAGAUCAAAUCAGAAACUGUUAGUGUUUGUAGUACUACGCUUUGGGUAGGACAACUUGACAAAAGGACUACGCAGCAGGAUGUUGGAAGUCUCUUGGAGGAGUUUGGCCCAAUAGAAUCAAUAAAUAUGAUACCACCAAGAGGAUGUGCCUAUAUUGUAAUGGUUCACAGACAAGAUGCUUAUCGUGCCCUACAAAAAUUGAGCAGAGGCAACUUCAAAGUCAAUCAAAAAUCUAUAAAGAUUGCGUGGGCUUUGAAUAAAGGAAUAAAGCCAGAUUACAAGCAGUAUUGGGAUGUAGAAUUAGGUGUUACUUACAUACCAUGGGACAAAGUGAAGCCUGAAGAUCUUGAAAGCUUCUGUGAAGGCGGAAUGUUGGACAAUGAAACUCUCAGUCCAGAGUGGAAGGGGAUUCCCAAGAAGGCUGAAAAUGAAGUAGCUCAGAAUGGUGGUGCAGAAGCUGCGCAUAAUGAACCAGUGUCACCUAUCCCUAAAGCUUUACCUGUUCCAAUUCCUGUUCCCAUGCCUGCACCAAUUACAGUACCUCCUCCGCAGGUUCCACCACAUCCAUCAGGUCCUCCUGUGGUUGGUGCACUCCAGCCACCUGCUUUCACAGCGCCUCUAGGAAUUCCGCCUCCUGGAUUUGCUCCUGGAGUGCCACCACCACCACCACCUCCAUUUUUACGACCUGGUUUCAACCCAAUGCAUUUGCCUCCAGGCUUUCUUCCUCCUGGACCACCACCACCUAUAACUCCUCCAGUAUCUGUUCCUCACACUCCAGCAGUAAACAUCCCAAACUCUACAGCAGCUGGAGUGAAUGAAGACACUACGAAAGAUGCAUCUGUAGGAAAUCCCAUCCCAACAGUGGUUUCUGGAUCCAGAGGAAAUGCUGAAACUACUGAUAGUUCCAAAAUAUAUGCAACCGUUCCACCUCCUGUAGCACCUACUAAUGUACCUGCUCCUGUCACCCAAGCUAUUCCGCUUCUUGGCACCCAAGGAGUCGCGCCGCCCCCUCCGGCCCCCGUUGUUGGCUUGCAGACUCCAUCCACCGGCCUCCUGGGUGCCCGGCCGGGCUUGAUACCGCUGCAGCGACCUCCAGGAAUGCCACCGCCUCCUAUGCAGCGGUUCCCCAUGAUGCCACCGCGACACAUGCCGCCACACAUGAUGCACAGAGGGCCCCCACCGGGCCCGGGGGGCUUCGGGAUGCCUCCUCCCCAUGGAAUGAAAACCCCCUUCCCUCCUCCGGGCCACUUUGUGAGGCCUGGCGGGAUGCCGGGAAGCGGAGGGCCCAGCGGACCCGAGGAGAACAGAGAUGGGAGGCAGUUCAGGAACGACAGGCAGACGUUCACGCCUAACAGAGACCAGGAGAGGUUCGGAAGGAGAUCUUUUGGCAAUCGUGUAGAAAACGACCGCGAGCGCUACGGCAACCGCAGCGACGACCGAGAUCACGAGCGGCUUGGUAAUCGUGACAGGAGAGAAUGGGGGAGAAGGAGCCCCGAGCGCGAUAGGCACAGGGACAUGGAGGACAGAAACAGACGGUCCAGUGGACAUCGAGACAGAGAGAGAGAUUCUAGAGAUAGGGAGUCUCGCAGAGACAAGGAUGAAAACCGAGGAAAGGAAAAACCCGAGGUGACAGACAGGGCAGAUGGUGACAAAAACCACGAAUCUCAUAGCGGCAAAAUGGAAGACGCAGACGUUGUUUCAGAACUUCCUAAAGGAGAGUCUGAACCCUCAGGCGUAAAGCCUGAGGAUGAGUUGACAUCUGAGGCUACCUCAUCCGUGGAACAAGCUGAAAAGGAUCUGAGCGCGGUCGCGGAGGCUCCUCGCUAGGGACUGGAACCUCUCAGCCGAGGACAGGGACAUUUGUUGGAGUGUAGAGCUUUAGAGUUGUACAGUCUGCUGUAUUAUACUUGCUUCUGCUUCUAUCAGCCCCUCGGUAGUUGGCGGGGAAUUGUAAGCAAUUUGAUUGCUUCCCUUCUAUUUAAAAUAGCCACAACGUAACACAAAAAUACUGAAGAUAUGAUUAAAAUAUUACCCAUUUUUGCUGUAACUUUUUUAAAGUUUUGACUUUAAAAAGUUUACAAAUCAGAAGUAGAAGUGCUUUCUAUUUUUUUUUUUUUUUUUAAUUUAAGAAAAGGUAACGGUGAAAGCUCCUCAAAACAAUAGGGAUGUGUUUUUAAUAAACUCUAUUUUCGUAACAAACCUUAACGUGUGCUAUUCUUCCUACACUGCACUGAAGUGGAGAAGGAUCGUUCGACAUCUUUUAAGUUUGAACUGCUGACGCUGUACGGGAGUCUAAAUUAGACUGUGCUGUUUCUAUUUGUUAAAAGGAAUCCAUCUGUUUGUGUAGCUAUUCACGGAAGCCAAUUUUUAUUUGUAAUAGUCACCUUGAGUUUUAGCUUGCUGCAUUUUAAUGAUCUACCUGACCGUGGGAGGUAAAGGUUAGUUUGGAAAUGUGAAUUGCGGGGCUAUUUGCAGUGUUCCGUUCGGUAUUUGCAAUGCGACCGAGCCUGGUUUUGUCUCUUUUUUUUCCUUUCCCCCCUCCCUCCAAGUGGUUCUGUGCUAAACGCCGCCUCAUCAGCGUGAAGGGGACGCCUUCAGCCAUCCCUGGGUGACUCUGUGAGGCUGUGCAGUGGGCGGGAAGGGCACCGCUUCAGCACCUUCUGUACCUUACGCACUGAUGGCCGUUUGGAAAGCGGGGUGAAAGAGAAAUCAAAGGCAGACACCAACAAACAAUGUGCGACGCAAAGCCUGUCUUUAUUGAAGCGGGGCUGGGAGUUGAUGGGGAAGUGAGAGACCGCUCGAGGAUUUUAACGUGCUGCCUGUUCUCACAAAGCCGGGCUGCUACCGCUGUGUUAAUGAUGUGUACCUCCUGUAAGCCUGCAAGAGGUAGGUCUGAAGUUUUUAGCCGCCGAGCGUUGUUACCUGUUGGACUGAUGGAAAAAGAAUGCUUGUUUUUGUGUUUGUCAGAGUUUUACCAUUUUCUCUCCGGGUUACUUAAAGAAUUUGGGUAGAUUUUAACAGGGCAAAUCCUGCUUCUUUGCGGUUGGCCCUUUGGGUGCAAAAAGUCUUGAGAGACCGCUGCGUGACGCCGAGCAGCCUGAGCCCCAACACGUCCAUGCUGUAUCGGUCUCUGAUCAGCCCACGCACUGAAUGCGAGGCUCGGGCUGCACCAGGCGUUCAAUUGAACCUCGUUAUGCUCUGAAAGUGUAGUGGAAAAAUUGUAUGAAUCCUGUGCAUAUUUAAUUUUUUUUCUCCUUGCUAUAGGCGUGUUCUGCUUUUAAAGUUGGUUUUUUUCGUUGGUUUUGUUUUUUUUUUUCCCCUAAGCGAGGGCAGCUGCUUUUUUACAUCAGUACUUUUCCAUAGCUGCUCUGUGGCAGAGGAACUUUUCUUCUGGGGGAGGGAG